GGGAAUUUCAUUGGCACGAGCCGUUUUCAAAGCCCAAAAAGUUCAAACCGGGCAAGGGGGAUAUUUAAGUGCUCUAAUUCCUGGGCAUGACGAGCACGUCAGGAAUAGCUAGGACACUCCACGGCACACGGAACGUGACGAAGACUAGCCGUUCUCGUUAUGUCCAUUCGGCACUGGGUCACGCACCUUGGUCAGUGUCGUGCCAGACAUUAGUUGCUCGGCCCUCCCUAAGAGUUGUGCCUCCAUUCCUGCAAUCAUGCCUCCUCGCCUCAAAUCCACCACUACCUUCUUCAUCGUUUUCAACCCUAUCACCCCUUCAGCAGCAAUACAAGUCUUCCGAGCUGGAUGACGACGUAGAACUUGAUCCAGUGACACCAUCAUCCCUCGAGGCGGCCCGUUCGAACGGUGAAUGGGCUGUCUCCUAUCUAGAAUCACAAUUUCCCCCACUACAAUUCCCUCCCGAUCUAGCGAAACGCGUCCUCACACACUCGAGCUAUCGCAAAGGCGCACAGACGUAUGGACAUAACACGAGGUUAGCGUUUAUGGGCCGGCGUGUGAUGGAUGCGUAUUUUUUGAUGUCCCUCCAGGCGUCAUUGCCUGAAUCUGUUGCUGGUCCAAGCUUUGACGGUGGUAAUGCAGCCACAGAGGAGGUUCCAUACACUAAUUUUCAGGAGUUGACGGAGAAUGUUCUGGACACCCAUACAUUAGGGAGGCAUGUGGGGAACGAGUGGGGGAUAGGAAAGGUCAUGCGGUGGACAUCUGCGAAAAACCAUCUGGCUUCGAACCCAGGUGCUGUCCACGCAGGCCGCAUAAAAGUGCAGGGGACGGCAGUGGAGGCGACGGUAGGAGGUAUUUUCCACCAAUUUGGUGGGGUCGCAGCUUAUGUGGCGUUCCACACACGCGUUCUUCCAAAUUUGGUCCCAGUGUUACCCGCAUCGCUACACGAGCGCGUAGAAGACGUUUGCUACCAGUUGGGGGGAAGGAACGCGCCAUUACGUCCCGACAUCUCGGAGGCACCGAUGUCGCCACGGGGCAAGUUCUCAAGUAGGAUGAGUUAAAAACAGCCUUUACGGCCUGCUGCUGCCUAAUCAUGACAUGUACUACCGUACACCAUUUAUUUGGAUCUUUGCAUGGAC
Molecule: messenger RNA, 1136 nt
Organism: Cantharellus anzutake
Lineage: Eukaryota; Fungi; Basidiomycota; Agaricomycetes; Cantharellales; Hydnaceae
Product: ribonuclease-III-like-domain-containing protein
Exons: 4
Coding region: 87-1058 (323 amino acids)
Biological process (GO): RNA processing; mitochondrial translation
Cellular component (GO): mitochondrial large ribosomal subunit
Molecular function (GO): structural constituent of ribosome; ribonuclease III activity
Source: RefSeq, a predicted model, not a curated record